UUUUUGUAAUUGUCAAAUUCCCUCCAAAAAAAACACACAGUUGACUAGGAAAAAAGACAAAGAUCCGAUCUUUGGAACCUCAGUUUCGUCGCCAUGGAAGCUCUUUCUCAGGCGAUCAGCUCCGGCGUCUCCGUUCCUUACAAGAAGAGCUCUGCUCCAAUCCAGUCACAUGGACCCAUCAGCUCGUUAAUCCUCCGGAAAGCGAGAUCUCCGGCGAAUCCCUCACCGGUUUCUUCUCGUAGCUCGUUGAUCCGAGCUUCAUCGAUUCAGCAUAGCAAAAGCUCGGCAUCGAUCGAUCUCAGCGAUCCGAAUUGGAAAUCAAAGUACGAGAGAGACUUCGAGCAAAGAUUCAGCAUCCCUCACAUCACUGAUGUCUUUCCAGAUGCAGAAGCAAUUCGUUCUACGUUUUGUCUCAAGAUGAGGUCUCCGACGGAAGAUUUUGUUGGUGGUUACCCUUCUGAUGAAGAAUGGCAUGGAUACAUUAAUAACAACGAUAGAGUUCUUCUCAAGGUUAUUAGUUACUCUUCACCAACUUCUGCUGGAGCAGAGUGCAUUGAUCCUGACUGUUCUUGGGUUGAGCAAUGGAUUCACCGUGCUGGGCCGAGGGAGAAGAUAUACUUUAGACCGGAACAAGUGAAGGCUGCGAUUAUCACUUGUGGUGGUCUUUGUCCUGGUCUCAAUGAUGUCAUCAGACAUAUUGUGAUCACUCUUGAGAUAUAUGGUGUUAAGAACAUUGUUGGGAUUCCGUUUGGUUAUCGAGGCUUCUCUGAUAAAGAUCUUACCGAAAUGCCGUUAUCAAGGAAAGUUGUUCAAAAUAUUCAUCUAUCUGGAGGAAGUUUGCUUGGAGUUUCACGUGGAGGUCCGAGUGUGAGCGAAAUUGUUGACAGUAUGGAGGAGAGAGGAAUCAACAUGCUUUUCGUAUUGGGUGGAAACGGAACUCAUGCUGGCGCAAACGCCAUACACAAUGAGUGCCGCAAAAGAAAGUUGAAGGUAGCUGUAGUUGGUGUGCCAAAAACCAUUGACAAUGAUAUUUUGCAUAUGGAUAAAACUUUUGGGUUUGAUACUGCUGUUGAAGAAGCACAACGAGCUAUAAACUCUGCCUAUAUUGAGGCACAUAGUGCUUACCAUGGCAUGGGUAUUGUAAAACUGAUGGGUCGUAACAGUGGUUUCAUUGCGAUGCAAGCCUCUCUAGCAAGCGGACAAGUCGACAUCUGUUUGAUUCCUGAGGUUCCCUUUAAUCUUCAUGGGCCUAAUGGUGUACUGAAGCAUUUGAAGUACCUAAUCGAAACAAAAGGCUCUGCUGUGAUCUGUGUAGCAGAAGGAGCUGGACAGAAUCUACUCGAGAAAACUAAUGCCAAAGAUGCAUCUGGAAACACAAUUCUUGGGGAUUUUGGUGUGCACAUCCAACAAGAGACAAAAAAGUAUUUCAAAGAAGUAAGUAUCCCAAUAGAUGUGAAAUAUAUUGAUCCAACAUACAUGAUUCGAGCUGUUCGUGCAAAUGCCUCAGAUGGUAUCCUCUGCACCGUUCUUGGACAAAACGCUGUUCAUGGUGCGUUUGCUGGAUACAGUGGAAUCACUGUAGGCAUCAUCAACACUCACUACGCGUAUUUGCCAAUCACUGAAGUAAUUGAAUAUCCAAAAUCAGUUGAUCCCAAUAGUCGAAUGUGGCAUCGUUGCUUGACAUCAACAGGUCAACCUGAUUUCAUAUGAAAAUUCUCUUCUUUCAAUCUGAAACGUACCCAAUAAAAAAGCCUCGAAAUGUAAUAUGUACAGCCUUCUUGGUUCCUUAAUUGAUAUGAUGUAUCAAAAUCAUAUGAUUUAUUUAGUUUUAGUAAGAAAGAAUUUGAAUCAGUGAAUGUAAGUUAAAAGCAUUGGUUUCAUUCAAAACAUUUACCAAA
This is a messenger RNA of Eutrema salsugineum, 1898 nucleotides long. Its product is annotated as ATP-dependent 6-phosphofructokinase 5, chloroplastic. Gene Ontology annotation, molecular function: 6-phosphofructokinase activity; ATP binding. Gene Ontology annotation, cellular component: cytoplasm. The coding region runs from base 94 to 1710 and encodes 538 amino acids. The record is from RefSeq and is a predicted model, not a curated record. NCBI's taxonomy places the organism in Eukaryota, Viridiplantae, Streptophyta, Magnoliopsida, Brassicales, Brassicaceae. The transcript has 13 exons. Gene Ontology annotation, biological process: glycolytic process; fructose 6-phosphate metabolic process.